This is a messenger RNA of Entamoeba invadens IP1, 426 nucleotides long. RefSeq lists its product as hypothetical. Gene Ontology annotation, cellular component: mediator complex. Gene Ontology annotation, molecular function: transcription coregulator activity. The transcript has a single exon. Gene Ontology annotation, biological process: regulation of transcription by RNA polymerase II. The record is from RefSeq and is a predicted model, not a curated record. Bases 1 to 426 code for a protein of 141 amino acids. Lineage: Eukaryota; Evosea; Mastigamoebida; Endamoebidae.
AUGUCAACCGACGACACCGUCAUCAAUGACGUCGAAAGGAUGUUAGUCGUCGCUUCAAAUCAAAUUCGUGAAAUCUAUGACGUCUCCUCAGACUAUCAAGAAUCAAACAAAAGCAAAUUGGUCGAGUUGGUUCAGAAGUUCGAUCACUCUUUACAAGAAAUUAGUGUCUAUUGCGAGGGAGUCUCGUCACAAGCAAAAAAGGACUUGGUGAUCCCUAAACAAGUCAUUCAAGACAUUGACAAUGGUCAUAAACCCGAUUCAUAUGGAAAGGAGUGUGUCGAUAGUUUUAAAAAGAGUCACCAACUCGAGCGGGUUCGGAGCGAAGGACUUCAAAAGCUCUUUACGUGUCUCUGUGCUGAGAUUAAUGAAACAUUCCCUCAAGACUUAGCGUCGAACAUCAUCACCGAAGCGACCUUGGAUUACUAG